Molecule: messenger RNA, 810 nt
Organism: Danaus chrysippus (African queen)
Lineage: Eukaryota; Metazoa; Arthropoda; Insecta; Lepidoptera; Nymphalidae
Source: the annotation of a GenBank genome assembly
AUGAAAACUAGUACGACACAGUUUAAAGUAAUUGUUGAUUUUAUGGAAAGGUACGGAGAUCUUAGUAAGAGCCAAAAUGGGCUUGAGGGCAGGCUAGAAUCUAUAAAGAAAUGGCAAAUGUUAACAAAUUCUCUAAAUAAGGAUCCAACAGGUGAUAGACGGCCUAUUGAAAAGUGGAAGAAAGUUUGGAGUGAUUUCAAAAAUAAUACCAAAAGAAAAAGAACAAAAAUAUUAAAAUAUGCCGGUUUACCUGAACAUCUGCGACCUAAAUUGGCAUUAAAUGACUUAGAAAAGAGAGUUCUUAAUGUUGUGGAUCAAGGAGCCCCUAUGGUGGAUGGUAAAACAGGUGUAGGGGUGGAGAUACAGUAUAUGGAUAGUUUACCUCAGGCAGAAGGUACCGCACCAACAACAAUGCAAUUCAUAUCAACGGAGCAGAAUUCACAGACAUUUCAUGCUGAGACUAUGUCAGACGGAAGCAACAGCGAUUAUUUCACAUCAUCCGAUGAGUCUUCAGACAGGAGUUCCGAUGAAUCUAUUGAAACUGAUGAGAGGAGGAUGUCUUCGCCUCGUUCUGGUCACGUUAAUAACCAUCGUAAUGUUUUUCAACGAUCACGUAAAUCCAAAGGCAGCCCUGCGGGACCAUCUCAUGUGGAUCCAUUCGAGGCCAGCGAUAAUCGUUGGAGAAAACUCUUCUCAGAACUUACAUCUGAACACAUACGACUACGAAAAAGAGAACUCCGACAGCAAGAACGGUGGCAUGCUCUGUUUGAAAGAUGUGUUGAUUGCAUAGAAAAAUUUAUCAAUAAAUGA